Messenger RNA from Zingiber officinale, 1216 nucleotides. Its product is annotated as probable aquaporin PIP2-6. NCBI's taxonomy places the organism in Eukaryota, Viridiplantae, Streptophyta, Magnoliopsida, Zingiberales, Zingiberaceae. The transcript is spliced from 4 exons. The record is from RefSeq and is a predicted model, not a curated record. Gene Ontology annotation, biological process: transmembrane transport. Gene Ontology annotation, molecular function: water channel activity. Gene Ontology annotation, cellular component: plasma membrane. The coding region runs from base 85 to 933 and encodes 282 amino acids.
AAAAGCCCCCUUCACGGUCGCAUGCCUACGGAGUAACAGAGAGAGCAGCAGUGGGAGCACGAGCAGCGUGCGAGGCUAGUCAUCAUGUCGAAGGAGGUGAGCGUGGAGGCGGACGAGGCGCGGCCGAAGGACUACACGGAUCCCCCGCCGGCGCCGCUGCUGGACUUCGGCGAGCUCCGCCUCUGGUCCUUCUACCGCGCCCUAAUCGCGGAGUUCGUAGCCACGUUGCUCUUCCUUUACGUCACCAUCGCCACCGUCAUCGGCCACAAGGAGCAGAACUCGACUGACCAGUGCAACGGCGUCGGGAUCCUCGGCAUCGCCUGGGCUUUCGGCGGCAUGAUCUUCAUCCUCGUCUACUGCACCGCCGGCAUCUCUGGCGGGCACAUUAACCCGGCGGUGACCGUCGGGCUAUUUCUGGCGAGGAAGGUGUCGCUGGUGAGGGCGGUUUUGUACAUCGUGGCGCAGUGCCUGGGAGCCAUCGUUGGCGUAGGCAUCGUGAAGGGGAUCAUGAAGCACCAGUACAACACCUUUGGCGGCGGAGCGAACCAAGUGGCUUCCGGCUACUCCAAGGGCACCGCCCUCGGUGCCGAGAUCAUCGGCACCUUCGUCCUCGUCUACACCGUCUUCUCCGCCACCGACCCCAAGCGCAACGCCCGCGACUCCCACAUCCCUGUGUUGGCGCCACUUCCCAUCGGGUUCGCCGUCUUCAUGGUUCACCUCGCCACCAUCCCCAUCACCGGCACCGGCAUCAACCCUGCUCGGAGUCUCGGCGCAGCAGUUAUCUACAACCAAGACAAGGCCUGGGAUGAGCACUGGAUCUUCUGGGUAGGCCCUCUCGUGGGAGCCUUGGCCGCGGCGGUGUACCACCAGUUUAUCUUGAGAGCGGCGGCCAUCAAAGCGCUGGGAUCAUUCAGGAGCAACACCGCCAACUAAGAAAACGCAGGACAGGGCAGAGGAGCAUGCAGUUAGGCAGCUUCUAUUAGUUGAUUUGAUUGCCGUACCAUGCUUGUAUUAAUCUUCGGUUUCCUUCCUUCCCCUUCUGUCUUCUUGUGUGUAAAACUGAGGAUGAUUGAUGUGUAUGUGUUUCAUGAUCUUAGCUUCUCAAUGCUGUCGUUUUCUUUUCUCUUUAAUUUGCAGACUGUAUCAAUUAAUUAAGUUGUAUUGGCUCUUUAAUUAUCUUUCACCUGCAUAUAUAUAAUUCAUUCUUCCUCCUGCA